AUGAGGACCACCCCCGACAUAGCAGUGAACUUGCAGCCCAUUGAGGACAUGAUCAGGAAUUUGCUCAUUCCCAACAUGACAGGACACACAAUCCGGUCUGACCUUCAGCGAAGUCUGUUCUCCCUCCCAGCCAAGUUAGGUGGACUAGCUAUAAUCAAUCCAGUAGAAAUUGCUGAUACUGAGUACAAGAACUCACUCAUGGCUAACCAGCAGCUUACAGAACACAUUCUGAAGCAACACACCACUCUCAAUACCAACAGAGAGGCUGGGAAAGCGGUCAAGAGUGCCAUUAGCCUGUCAAAUGCAAAGAGACAUGAAUCUCUCAAAAACCAGCUGAUGAACGAUCUACCACCUUUGAUCAGUGAGAAGAUCCCACAUGCAUGUGAAAAAGGUGCAUCAAGCUGGCUGACCGGACUACCUUAUGAGAAGUACGGAUUUGUCUUGAACAAGCAAGGGUUCAAAGACGCUAUAGCACUGAGAUACGCUCUACCCAUUGCCAACAUAGCCAAGAAAUGCAUUUGUGGCAAGGAUAACACCUACAACCACAUUCUCAUUUGCAAGAAAGGAGGUUUUGUCAACAGCAGACACAACCGACUGAGAGACACCAUUGCAAGCAUUCUUGAAAAAAUCUGUAAUGAGGUUGUUGUAGAGCCCACACUCCAGCCAUGCACUGGAGAAAGCCUUCGCCCUGGUACAAUUCUGGAUGAUGGGGCAAGGCUUGACAUUGCAGCUAGAGGUCUGUGGUCACCAAUGGAGAUGGCAUUUUUUGAUAUCAGGGUUUUACACCCCGGAGCCAAAUCCAACGCUAAUCACAACACCCCAGCAAAGAUGUACAUGAAGCAUGAGAGAGAAAAAGAAAGGAAAUAUGGAGACCGCUGUGUACAGAUCGAAAAAGGAACCUGCAAUGGCCUUGUAUUCUCGACCACCGGAGUGAGAGGACACAGAGGACGGUAUUAUGAGAAAGCAAUACCUGUUGAUGAACUGGACCUAAAUCUCGCACACACCACCAGCGAUGAAGACAGGGGUGAUGAUGUUGAUGAUGAAGAUGAGGAAGUUGGAGAUGAGGUUGAGAAUGUAGAGGAAGAGGUUUCAGAAGAGUGA
Molecule: messenger RNA, 1101 nt
Organism: Bolinopsis microptera
Lineage: Eukaryota; Metazoa; Ctenophora; Tentaculata; Lobata; Bolinopsidae
Exons: 2
Coding region: 1-1101 (366 amino acids)
Source: RefSeq, a predicted model, not a curated record